UUUCAUAUUCCUUCACAUACUUAGCGGACGAAGUGUCGUGUGUUUGGCUUUUUGCAUCUCAAUUAAAGAUUUUUAUCGAACAAAUUAUACGAUAAGAUAUGGAGGAAUAUGCAAGAGAACCAUGUCCCUGGCGGAUAGUUGACGAUUGCGGAGGUGCCUUUACAAUGGGUGUCAUAGGCGGAGCAAUCUUUCAAAGUAUUAAAGGUUUCCGUAAUGCACCAAGUGGAUGGAGGCAGCGUUUUACGGGUAGUGUUGUAGCGAUUAGGCAACGAGCACCUAUUAUCGCUGGAAAUUUUGCUGUAUGGGGCGGAAUGUUUUCCACAAUUGAUUGCACAUUAGUCCACUUUAGAGGAGGAAAGGAAGAUCCUUAUAAUUCUAUCAUUAGUGGUGCAGCAACUGGUGGAAUUUUAGCAGCAAGAAACGGAUUACCAGCAAUGGUAGGCAGUGCAAUCAUUGGCGGAGUGCUUUUGGCAUUGAUAGAAGGUGUAGGAAUUUGUUUCACACGUCUCUCUGCUGAACAAUUCAAACCACCUGCAUUGGUUGAAGAUCCAUCACAACUUGGCCCACCGCCGCAGGGCUAUCCAUCAUAAUGUUCAACCAAAUUCAUUAGAUUUUUUUCAAAUUAGAAUGAAAUGUUCAAAUAACGGUGUUCGAUAGUGCUUUGCAUCAGAAUAUCUCUUGAACAUCUCCUUUUGCCAAUGUUAAAUUUAUAUGCAGCAUGGAAGUCUUAGAUUUAAGUUUGAAUAAUAUUUUAUGUUGUUUUCUUACUUAUUGCUGUAUUUCUUUAAAUCCUCCAACUAGAAAACCAAACACAAUAUUUUGUAAGAAUAUGUCCUGUAAAUACAUAUAAAAUGUAAGUAACAAAAAUAAAUG
Molecule: messenger RNA, 873 nt
Organism: Trachymyrmex septentrionalis
Lineage: Eukaryota; Metazoa; Arthropoda; Insecta; Hymenoptera; Formicidae
Product: mitochondrial import inner membrane translocase subunit Tim17-B-like
Exons: 2
Coding region: 99-590 (163 amino acids)
Biological process (GO): protein import into mitochondrial matrix
Cellular component (GO): mitochondrial inner membrane; TIM23 mitochondrial import inner membrane translocase complex
Molecular function (GO): transmembrane protein transporter activity
Source: RefSeq, a predicted model, not a curated record